AUAUCUAAAAUUCAUGUUAAUUUCAACUUGAUUUGAACACAAAUGAUUAAAACUAAAACGGUUCCAACCCAAAUCUGAUACAAGUGAAAUAUAAUAAAAACUUAUCUAAAUGCAAACAAAUUGUUCUCGAUGCUCAUUCACCGCCCAUGGCAAUGCAGAAGUAGCCGCGUUGGAAUGGAAUUUCACAACCUGAACGAUGUCGUUUUAUCUUUUGUAUACCUUUCUUUUCAUAUUUUUCAUUGCAUUAUUCUCAAAUAGUUUCCAGCCAUCCGAUCAAGACCACAUGUUCAAACUUUCAGACUAAGAAUCUCUGGUACAAGACGUCUGAUUGGGUCAAAGAAUCUGUUCGCUGUGAGUUGUCAUGUCUGAAAGUACAACUGUACAUGUGCUGCAGCAAAACCAAAAUUGAUUUCCUUUUUUAUAUUUUUUUUAGGAUGAUUCCAUAGCAGGUUGUCUCGUGAAUUCCUUGUCAGUUUUUCCAUAAGCCGAAGUUUCAGGCCAUACUUUUCUUCUAUAUCAGCUCCAAUAACUGCAAAAUCUAGAUCGCCCGUCAUAUGGUUUUGAAUUCAAUUUAGAAUUACACUUUAAGACCUGCUGCAUAGGAGUUUCUCACCGUGCAGCACAGUUCUGGAAUUGAUUGAGAGUUCAAUUUGGAUAUUAGAAUGGCUUCAAGUGAUAAUGGCAAUGAGAAAGAGCAAAUCGAAGAAUCCAAUGACACUAAAACAAAGGGACAAAUUCCUCUUCUCAUUUCAUCAUCCCAAAGGAUGCUACUAAACGGUGAAAACCCUCAAAGAAGGUCCCUUAGCAGCUUCACGUCUCCUCCAAAUAGGAUAAAGUUUCUGAAAUUUGGUUCUGCAUCUGCCAAAUUCAAGCGUUUAGCUGAAGCAAGAGAUGAGGUUUCUCGAUUGGUGGCUUCUUCAAGUGGUCAUGGUUUACGAGAACGCCUGACUGGGGUUUUUGCGAAAAAAAUUGAUUUGGUUUCUCUCAUGAAAAUGUUUAAGGAAUGGAUUAGGGACCCAAUGAAUAUGGCCCUUUUUGUAUGGAUCAUGUGCGUUGCUAUCUCGGGUGCUAUUCUGUUUCUUGUCAUGACUGGAAUGCUGAAUGCAGCGCUUCCCAAGAAGUCCCAGAGAGAUGCCUGGUUUGAAGUCAACAAUCAAAUUCUCAAUGCUCUGUUUACUCUUAUGUGUCUGUACCAACACCCUAAGCGAUUUCACCAUCUUGUACUUCUUUGUAGAUGGAGACCAGAUGACAUUUCCCGACUCAGAAAGAUAUACUGUAAGAAUGGGACGUAUAAGCCCCAUGAGUGGGCACAUAUGAUGGUGGUUGUUGUGCUACUCCAUAUCAACUGUUUUGCUCAGUAUGCCCUUUGUGGUCUGAACUUGGGGUUCAAGAGAUCUGAGCGACCUGCCAUUGGAGUUGGGAUAUGUGUAUCAAUUGCAAUAGCUGCACCCGCAAUGGCUGGUGUUUACACCAUUGUUAGUCCUCUUGGGAAGGAUUAUGAUUCGGAAACGGAUGAGGAAGCACAGAGGCCGACUGACAUUGGUGAAAGUAAGAGGCCAGAGCAGUUGAGACGGCAAUCAUUGGAGAAGAGAUAUUCAUUUGUAUCCGGAGAUGAAGAGAGAAUUGUUGAGAGCAGACCACUCUGGAGUGGUGGGAUACUUGACUUCUGGGAUGAUAUUUCUCUAGCAUAUCUUUCCCUUUGUUGUAGCUUUUGUGUCUUUGGGUGGAACAUGGAGAGACUUGGGUUUGGAAACAUGUAUGUUCAUAUUGCAACUUUUCUCUUGUUUUGUAUGGCUCCUUUCUGGAUAUUCAACUUGGCUGCUGUGAAUAUUGAUAAUGAGACUGUCAGAGGGGCUCUUGGUGUUACUGGAGUUGUUCUUUGUGGGUUUGGUUUGCUAUAUGGUGGCUUCUGGAGGAUUCAAAUGAGAAAGAGAUUCAAUUUGCCAGCUUAUAAUUUCUGUUGUGGUCAACCAGAAGUUAGUGAUUGCACGCUAUGGCUAUUCUGUUGUUGGUGUUCUCUUGCUCAGGAAGCUCGCACUGGGAAUUCUUAUGCUAUUGUAGAAGAUAAGUUCUUAAGAAAGCCAAUGGACAACGGUGACAAGCUGCCAAUAUCACCUGUACCUCGUGAAGAUGGGAUCGUCCUAAUUAGUUCUGGCUCUAGUUCUUCACCCGCGUUCAAUUCUAGCCCAUCCACUAGAUUUACAGCCAAUUCUUCAAGCCUCUCAAUAGUUUCAGAGGAAUAUUAUAGUCCAGACCAGCAGCUUUCUACGGUGAAAGAAGAGUCGUCUGUAAGAGGUAAAGAUGAAACUAUGAUUCCACCCGCUCCAUCAUCGAUACAGAGAGAAGAAACAUAAUCGGCAAAAAUUUUCAUGCAUCAUUGUCAUUAUCUGAUGAAUUGAUGUUCAUGCAUGCAGAUGUUUUUAAGAGCAUAGAAAUGCAUUAUAUAGUUUCACAUUUUCUCAUACUUUCUUAUUUGUUUUCAUGAA
This is a messenger RNA of Durio zibethinus, 2486 nucleotides long. NCBI's taxonomy places the organism in Eukaryota, Viridiplantae, Streptophyta, Magnoliopsida, Malvales, Malvaceae. The record is from RefSeq and is a predicted model, not a curated record.